GGUUGAGGAUUGCAACGACUGUUGAUGAUGAUUACGCUUGUUCUGUCCGUUUUCUUUCUUUUCUGAGCUUUUUUUUUAGACUGUUACAUCUUUUAUAUCUGUCGAGUCAUGGCGGAAUUGCCUCCUCUUGCACCCGUUCCACCACCCGCAGUGCGGAGAACACUACAACAUGCAGAAUGGGAGGCAUGUGUUGAUGCAUGGAUUAUGCUUCUUGGAGUCCGUAUAGAGUCUUCUGAUAAAGCCUUCAAAGAAAACGCACCUAAAGAUGAAUCUGCCGUCCUAUUUCUGUCAUCUUUCUAUCAUCAGUUGGCCGCCUCUGGAGAGACCGGUCUGCAUACAGGGCAAAACGCAAGGCAACUACGGAAACUCUGCUUUCUGCUGACAAGGCGGUUGCUGCUGGAUGUUGCUCCAUCGCCACCUGAGCUACUGCACUGGAAAUUUCUGGGUGGCAUGUGCUGCUGCUAUCCUUCGAGUUCUGCUUUGAAACGAUUACUAUCAGAUGCAUGGGAUAAGCACCAAGAGACUAUAACCUCCAGUCUGGAGAAGGCAAAAUUAUCUAUCAUUAAGCAGCUUUCCAUAGCUACAUCUACGGUCAAUCCAGAAAUUGUCUCUGACAUUCGUCUGUUGACGAUUCUUGCAUCUGCGCUGCCAGCUUGUGGCCAAGUCCUCAUCACGGGAUCUGAUUUCCUGGAUACCUUCUCAGAUGCAUAUCUGACGCUGAAGAGAGGGGAGAUCCGCAAGGUUCUUGUUGCAAAUGCGUACGUCGGGUUGACAUCGCUAUUGAAAGGCUCAAAGCCAAACUUAUCAUUACUCCUUGAUCAGUUAUUCGGCCUGAAAGCUGCCGCUGGAGUAGGCACUGCGAAGAUGAAGAAGGAGCCCACCCUUCUUUCAGAUUUGAUUUGCGGCUCUGAUCUUCUUGCUCGUCUGGAACGAUAUCUGAGUGUGCAGACACAGCAAAGGGGUCAGGAUCUACUUUCCAGCUUGCGUUCAUAUCAGACGGAAUCAAAACCGUUUCAUCAUCGAUAUCAGAAGCAAAAGAAGAAGCUUGAUAAAGGGAAGAGCCGUGCACCAGAUGUUCCUGGUGCCGAUGCAGAACUUCAUGCUCACAGAAUGUCCCUUGUCACCCAAGUCCAAGAUCUCUUCCCAGACCUUGGAUCAGGUUACAUUGUAAGACUACUUGAUUUCUACGGCGAUAACACGGAAACUGUUGUCGCCCACCUUCUCGACGCCUCUCUUCCCCUUGAACUUCAAAAUCUCGACAUAUCCGAACAACUCCCCCCUACACACACAACCACCGAUCAUGAUACCUUACUCCCCCGACCAACUCCCCCAGAGAUUCCUUCUCCCGAACCAACACCCGCCCGCAAGAAUGUCUUCGACGAAGACGUUGACAUUGCAGAACUAGCCCGAUCAGGCGACGAUGCCGCACGCGAGAAGCUCCGCUUUGGCCGCGCGAACCCAGACCUCACCGCUGACGCCGUUUUGGCUGAUCGCAGUCAACACGCGACCAACAAGGCCGCCAUUCUCUCCGCUCUGGCGGCGUUCGACUCCGACGAUGACGAACGUGACGAUACCUACGAUGUAGCCGACGUCGGUGGCACCAUAGACUCGGUCCCGGCUGGCACAGACGCAGACGCAGACGCAGACAAGCGUAACCGCAGUGCCGAGGAAGCCGACAUGUCUCUCUUCCGUGCUUACAAGUCAACCCCUGGACUUUUCGCACGCGACUCUGCCACACGCCGCUCGCAACCGCGAGCCUCGCUGAAGCGCGAAACGGGCAUGACAGACGAGGCUAUUGAAGGAUGGGCGGUGAUGCUCACCCGUGACCCAAAGCGCCUAUCCAAACUAGAAGACAAGCUCGCUCUUGGAUCUGGUGGUCCCGGUGGUGUCAUGACGCAACCCGAACUCGCACCAACAUCCUACAGAAAGCCUACCCAAGCAGAGGGAGAGUCAGACGACGAAGACCAACCCUCCGGUCCUUCUUUCAGAGGAAACAGAGGUGGUCCAGGACGAGGACGCGGUCGUGGAGGACAAAGAGGCGGCCGUGGCGGUGGUGGUCGCCGGGGAGGCAAUGUCAACGGGCCUACUGGCGACCCAGGCACGACUGCCUCGCGUCAAAGGAAAGAAGAGAAUAAAUCCAGCAGAGCAAACCAUAAUCGGCGACAACAGAGAGCUAAAAAGAUAGCGAGGGGUGGUGGUCUGCCGGGGUAGGUUGGUUAUGAUACCGAUGCAACGCUGUAAUGACUAGCAUUUAGCUCUAUGAUCUUCUGCCUUCAAUUGUUUCAUAUUAAUAAAAUGGACCUUUGCUACCAGCAUUACAUCAGUUUCUAUUCAUUUUCAGACUUCUUAGUGAGUAGAAUUAAUUCGAAUUCAA
Aspergillus wentii DTO 134E9 is the source of this 2374-nucleotide messenger RNA. RefSeq names its product ASCC2 family CUE domain-containing protein. The record is from RefSeq and is a predicted model, not a curated record. Gene Ontology annotation, molecular function: ubiquitin binding. Lineage: Eukaryota; Fungi; Ascomycota; Eurotiomycetes; Eurotiales; Aspergillaceae. The transcript has a single exon. Bases 109 to 2211 code for a protein of 700 amino acids.